AUGACGGAAAGAAACAGUACCAUCCCAGGAGUACGCAAUGUCGCCCGUCGUCGAGAGACCAUAUUCCGGAAAUGCCAUGAGCUCAGCAAGUUCGGAGUCGGUGUUUGGGUCGUAAUCUGCACCGGGGCGCGCGACACAAUGUUCAAAUCAUCCAACACUGCGCUUUUCGAACAGCUGGACCGCCAAAUGAUCCGGGCUUCCCGCCGGCCAGUAUGGAAGUACAGCAGUGACUACGAUCGGCUACCGCGCGGAAACCGACCACUGCGAUUGAUUGACCGCCUCAGGUAG
Aspergillus luchuensis is the source of this 288-nucleotide messenger RNA. RefSeq lists its product as uncharacterized. The coding region runs from base 1 to 288 and encodes 95 amino acids. NCBI's taxonomy places the organism in Eukaryota, Fungi, Ascomycota, Eurotiomycetes, Eurotiales, Aspergillaceae. The record is from RefSeq and is a predicted model, not a curated record. The transcript is spliced from 2 exons.